UGCGUUUUCCUUGUAGACAUACAAGUAACCUACAAGUUGUAUUUGAGUACUCAGUGUAUUUUUUGUGGGUUAAGCGACUUAUAUUGCAAUAAUGAGUGCACAGUUAAAAUUUUCGGUGAUUGUUAUUGUCAUAAUUUGUACAAUAAUUAAUAUAUCGAAUGGAAAGUCAAAGAUGGACCAUCCACCUCACUGCACAGUAGUGACGAAAGACACAGACUAUCAAUCAAAGUACAGAUUCGAUUACAAACCGGCAUACCUCAUUCCCGGGCAACGAGAAGCUUUUCAACCGUUGUUCUGCUUGAACCCACCAACAGUGAACAAGGCUGUGACAGUGGUAUGCGACUGGGUCGCCCCACCCAUGGUCCAAUUCACCAUAGGUGACGAUCACGUGCAUGUGAUGCGUGUAGACCCUUCGGGACACUUCCUCGGCAACGCCGUCAUUACCACGUAUCAGCUGUGCAACCACAAUCUUCAUUCAGUGAACGAAUCAGAACUCGUUAUUUCAGAACUAUGAAUUCUUCAGAUUCUGUCUUAAACUGAAUAUGGUCCGAGAAUUUGGAUAUAAAUAUUUAAUUGCUUUAAAACAAUAAUGUACAGAAUAGUGUACAAAAAUAAUCAAUUAUAAUAUAUGGCUAAGGAAAAAUUGUACAUCGCAAUUUAGGCCUCUGUGCUAAACUGGGGCUUAACCUGUGUCUCAGCAUACAGCGCCUUACGCCACAGGUAAUAUAAGUUAGAGCUGAUUAAAGUUAGAAAUCUAUUUGUACAAGUACCUCGCUAUAAAAUAAUUGUGGAAAAAAUGGAGGGCAAAAAUAAAGUUAUUUAGUUAAUAAAAUUUGCGUCUACUCAAAUUUUUGUGAUUUAUUUAAAUAAAAGUUUCCAAAC
Molecule: messenger RNA, 882 nt
Organism: Hyposmocoma kahamanoa
Lineage: Eukaryota; Metazoa; Arthropoda; Insecta; Lepidoptera; Cosmopterigidae
Exons: 3
Coding region: 92-514 (140 amino acids)
Source: RefSeq, a predicted model, not a curated record